ACAACGCAUCAUCUCAAGGCACUUUACAGUUCAACCAGAUCCUCCAGUCAAAUUGAUUCACAGUUUUUUUUAUUUAAGGAAAACCAGUUUCUUUUACUCAUGAAUUUCUAAUAGAAGCACUUUUGUUAUUUUUCUAUAUAUAUUCGGUCUAGUUGGCGUUUGUUGUUAUUACAUUGACAUAAAUUUUUGCCAUCAAAAUAUCCAUAUUUGUUGAAUGUUACAAAGCUAAUAAGGUCUUGUCCUGGAUUCUAACAACACUAUUGGCUUGAAAUGUAGCCAUAUAAAGGGUUAAAGGUUUUCUUCAUUGGAUUAAUCUUUCUCUUUGUUUAAUGUACGUGAAUCAGUUUGAAGCUGGAAUAAUAAACCUUCCCAGGUCAAUGAUCAGACACUGCUCCACCUCUGAGGUUGCUACUGAUGAUUUUCUGCUUUUGCUUUACGCAAACCGCCGUAUGAAGGCUUCAAACGGCCAAAACUCUCAUUUCUCUAGAUGUUCUCAUAGAAAGGAUGAUCAGUGGGAUUAAUCAGCAGCAUCAAGGCUUUUUUCUUUUUAUUAUAUCAUCUGUGUUGAGUCUGUUUUUUUGUUUCUUCUUGACUUUGAGUUAAACUACUUAGGUUAAUAUAUUUUUUACCCUUGAAUCUUUAUCCAGUCUGCAGGCAUUUAUAAAGGUGGUUCAGGUUGAGGCUGCUCCUCACAGGGAGUGCCCACCUGAAUGAACAUGCUGCUAAUCUGUUUAUCUCUGCUCUGCAGCCUCAGUCUAAACGGGACGUUCUUCUAAUCCCUAUGAGAACAUCAGCUAAUACCGUUGCAUAACGUUUCAUCUUCACCAAGCUUUAAAAGCUCAGCAUUUUGGUAAUCAAACCUCCAUUUUCCCCCUAAACACCUGAGUUUUUAUCUGCAUGAUCAUCUGAUAUUUUCUGUUGAUUCACAUUAAAAACGUAAAACCUGUUUAUUUUCUGGCUCUGUUAAAAUGGAACGGGUCAGACUUAAAUUACAGCAGGAUUAGAGAUCAUGGACACCAACUUAACCUUUGUCCUUUCCUGGAGGAGAUGAAGAGGUGUGUCCUGCGUCUGUGUCCCCCUUCUCCCUCCUCACCUGUCCAUCGUUUACCGGUUCUCCUUCCAACGGUUCUCUGAUUAAAGGAAAAGUCUCAGAGGCGGCGGUGGCGCUGCUCUGACCUCAGCAUGUGAGAAAAGCUCGUUUUAUUUCCAGGGUCCGUGUGGACCAGCGGUUUGGAAAGGACUCCAUCCAUGUUCUGAAGAAGAGGAAUUUGGACAGCUGAGAUGCCUGGAAGCCAGUACCAGCUGACGCGCCCCAGACUCAGCCUCUACAGCCUGACGGAGAGCUCAGACGGCAGCCAUGAGGAGCAGGGGGGCGACGGCUCGACGCUCCUCACCCCCCUGCAGAAACUCACCGUGGCCAUGUGCAAAGACGAGAAGACCAUCAAGGAGCUGAUCAUCGGCCGCAGGGUGGGCUUCUACAAGGUCAGAGGGGAGAUCGGCUACGGGACCUUCUCCAGGGUCAAACUGGCUUUCCACGCCCUGACUAGAGAUAAAGUGGCUCUGAAGAUCCUGGACCGGACCAGGCUGGACGCCCAGGCCCAGCGGCUGCUCUCCAGGGAGAUCAGCAGCAUGGAGCUCCUGCAGCACCCCAACGUGAUCCGGCUGUACGAGGUGGUGGAGACGCCGAGUCGACUCUUCCUGGUGCUGGAGUACGCAGGAGGAGGAGAUCUCCACAACCGGAUCUGCAACGAGGGAAAACUGAGCGACAACGCCAGCAAAAUCACCUUCGCUCAGAUCCUCUCUGCCGUCAAAUACAUGCACAACAUGAACAUCAUCCACCGCGACCUGAAGGCGGAGAACGUUCUGUUCACCACCAACGGCUGCGUGAAGGUGGCCGACUUCGGGUUCAGCACCCGGGUGUCCGGUCGCAGCGUCGCUCUGGACACGUUCUGCGGCUCGCCCCCCUACGCCGCUCCGGAGCUCUUCAGGGACAAGUGCUACCUGGGGCCCCCAGUGGACGUGUGGGCCAUGGGGGUCCUGCUCUUCUUCAUGGUGACCGGCACCAUGCCGUUCAGGGCGGAGACUAUGGGCAAGCUGCGGCGCUGCAUCAUCGAAGCCAACUACACCAUCCCCCCCUGGGUGCCCGGCCCCUGCCAGAGGCUCAUCAGGGGCAUCCUGAAGCCGGCCCCCUCGGAGCGCUACGCCGUGGACCAAAUGCUGGGCUGCGACUGGCUGCUGCCGGUGGAGUUCCCCUGGACUCUGGUUCCCUUUGAGCCGCCGAGCCCCCUGCAGAGCCUGCUAGAGUCGGAGCGCGUGACCCUGGAGGAGGAGAAGGUGGAGGAGGAGGUGAGGAGCUCCUUGGAGGAGCUGGGCUUCACUGUGGAGCACCUCCAGAACAACCAGCUGACAGAGAGCCGCAGCCCCGUCACGGGAGUCUACCGCAUCCUGCUGCACCGAGCCCAGAGGAGGUGGGGCUGCGACUCGCUGCCGGUGGUGCGGGGGAUGGUGAGGGACCCCAAGAGGGAGGGGCUCCGGGCCUACAGGGGCCUCCGUCACACCUCCAAGUUCUGCGUGCUCUCGUAGCGCGCCGAUAACUGCGGGCACUUUAACCUUCCAGCGUCGAUCCGCUGAUGGAAACUUUUCUGUGGUGAUUUAUGUGGAAGUGCCUGAAAAAAGAACAAUAAAACGAAAGUGGAGCUUAAAA
Cyprinodon tularosa is the source of this 2704-nucleotide messenger RNA. Its product is annotated as serine/threonine-protein kinase NIM1. Gene Ontology annotation, cellular component: cytoplasm. NCBI's taxonomy places the organism in Eukaryota, Metazoa, Chordata, Actinopteri, Cyprinodontiformes, Cyprinodontidae. Gene Ontology annotation, molecular function: ATP binding; tau-protein kinase activity; protein serine/threonine kinase activity. The transcript has 4 exons. The coding region runs from base 1282 to 2583 and encodes 433 amino acids. The record is from RefSeq and is a predicted model, not a curated record. Gene Ontology annotation, biological process: intracellular signal transduction; protein phosphorylation; microtubule cytoskeleton organization.